UGCCUCCCUCUCCCCUCCUUCCCCAGCCUAGGCCUCUUUGCCUUCGCUUUCGAAAACAGCCUUCUGCUGCUGGAGCCAUGUCAGACUCGGAGCCUCCCUGAGCCAGAGGAAGGCCCCGGGGGCUUGGAUCCUGUCCUCCGGUGAGCAAGGCUGGCAAUGCAGGGGAGCAGCCACCCAGCAAAGCCACUCCCAGUUUCAGAUGGAGAAGUAACAUUAACAUGUGACCACCAGUAGGAUGUGAUUUUAAACUAUGAUGGCACUUUUCAUGAGACUACAGAAUUUCUACAAACUUGUGUACAUCAGUGUGAUAACUUCUGUUUCAUGCAGCUUACUUGAUAAACCAACACUGAAAAUGAAUCCAAGGGAUUUUGAGUAUAUUUUAACAUGGGAAACUGGAAAUAAUACAAGGAUGCCAGCAUGCUUCAGUGUGAUGUAUUAUGAACGCACAAGCACUCUGAAUUGCCCCAUUGAAACAGGGUCAGAUUUAUCCAAAAAAGGCAAGGGACAAGAUCCAUCUUCCAGCAAGUCUGGUAGGUCUCAGCAAAGUGAGGACUCAGAUCAUCAAGUUCUUCAACCAGGGGAACCACCUGUCUGUCCAUCUCUGCCAGAAGGAAGUGUGCAGUUGCAAAACAACAAGUACAGAACUGUCAUGGAAUGUUCCAAUAUCACAAGAUCAUUUUGCAACCUAACAAAAGAAUUUUCAGACCCUUGCAAGACAUACAUAAUUUUAGUGGAGCAGGUCACAGAAAAUGGAGUACGUUCAUCAACGUCGAGGUUCAAUCCAUACUUGGACACAUGCCUGAGCGAGCCUGAGUUUAAUAUUUCAGCUUGUCCAAACUGUGUAAAUGUGACAGUAAAACUUUCAUCAUCCUCAUUACUGAAUGUGUACAAAGACAUUAAAUAUACAGUCACGGCAUCAACAGCAGGUUUGCCAGACAAGCAAGAUAACAAUACAACCAAACAACAGAGUUUCUAUGCUGUUAUGGGAAACUUGCUUCCAAACAGAAAUUAUUGCCUUACUGUAGAUGUGUGUACAACUGUAGCUACCAAACAGUGCACUCCAUCUUCACCAAAAUGUAUCAUCACCAGCUCCAAGAAUAAAUCAGAUCAUAUUACAACUGCAGCUUUGACUGGGGUCUUUAUGCCAUUAUUAGUGGUACUGAUUUUGUUUGUCCUCUAUGAGGUCGGUCUUAUCUGCUUAAAGACAGAUUGGCCUAAUGUCUUGGAAAUCAUCCCCAAACUGGCUUAUUCUGUCUUUGAUUCAGUUCCUGAAGAAUUGCACACUGUCAAAGUCACAGAAAAGAGUAAAAAAAAAGUAUGGCACUAUGAUGACGAUGAUUAUGUUGAUGAUGACAAUGACAGUGGAAGUGAUGUUGAAAAUAAUGGUUUCUAUACUGUCCGUAAGAUUUUUAAAAACAGUUCCACUGUAGAUACGAUGGAAGACUUGUCUAUAGAUCGCUCAUCUUCUGCAAAUGAAACAGUUGAGCCUGGAACUCCUGAAGCAGAAAGCUUUCAGAAUGAGAUUAAUGAAGGUGAAAGUGGAACAACAAACCAAUUUUUUAAUCAUUCUUCUGAAGUGAAUUCCACAAAUGAACCAGAGCUGAAGCCCAGCAGUUGUUUAAAUGUGAACUUAAAUACUGUAAAGCUAGGAACAUCUGUUGACACUUUGGAUGUUCCUGCAACUCUAGAUCCUGACCAAGAGGAUUCAGCAAACUUGAAAGAAUCAUGCAUUAAUGAUGAUUCUGAAUCAAUCCAUUUCACUGACAUCCCAAAUGUGCAGAGUGUCCAUAGCCUCUUGUGCGCAUGGCAAAAUUCUAGUGAGUCUAGUGAAGAAAGUGAGUCAUCUGAUUCAGAAACAGUUAAUGUUGGCUAUAUGGGAAGAUGAAAGCAAUGGAGAUACACAUUACCACUUCAUAAUGCUCUGAUCAAUGUGCCAGAUUAUUUCCAAUUUGUUAAAGAACUAAGUAGUAUGUAUUGUGUAAUGGAAUCAAUAUUAUUCAUAUAUACACAUAUAUGCAACACUGUCCUGAAUCGUAACCGAAUCAACAUAUACCAUUUCUGUGAGCUACAGACUAAACAACUUUAAGUACAAAAAGAAUCACCAUUUUCUUUGAAAUUUGAAUAGUAAGAAAGGAAGGUUCCAGUAUUUUCAUAUCCUGUCAUGUUGCUAAAGUGUAGUUUUAAAUUAAAACCUUCUUUGAGACUAAGCUCUCAGACACCUUUGGGUAUAGUUGAUUUCCAGUUCCACUUGACUAUCAGACAUUGUUAGAUAGACUGGGGCUGCUUCCACACUGCAGAAUUAAUGCAAUUUGACACCACUUUAAUUAUCAUGGCUCGAUGCUGUAGAAUCCUGGGAUUGUCGUUUGUUGUGGCACUGGAACGCUCUGACAGAAAAGUAUAAAUAUCUCACAAAACUGUAAGUUCCAGAUUUCUGACUAUAGUGUCUAUGCUGGCUAGGGGAUAUAGCCAAAAGUAACUUUUUCAAGGUCUGAAUUGCUUUAGAAUGGUUUCAUUGUGGUUUUGCCAGUCAUAGACAGAGAUCUUUGAAACAUGGAGGGUGCUAUGCUUUUGUUUAUAUCUCAGUUUAUUUGGGAGACUGUUACAUCUCUGUUACAAUACUUGAGGGCUAUUAGUGUAAUUCAGUACUCCUAGGCUGCUGCUUCUAUUUCAUAUGUAUGUUUUUUCUUCAGUCAAGACGAAGCAAUCUUCUACUUCAUGGUCUCAUGUCACUGAGAACUACCUGGCUCUUUGUGAUCCUUUGGACCACAAACCAUCCCAUCAGCUGAAGAUGAACUACAACUUCCAUCAGGUCUCACCAGUGGCCAAGCCGAUUCCAGCUGUUCAGCAACAUCUGGAGGGCCACCGAUUCCCUGUACCCAUCUUUAGUUUUUUGUAAUGUGGUAGGAGAGAAGACAAAAAAUAAACUAAAGAGACUUUAACUCUUUUUUUCCAACUUGGAAUAAGCUCUGAUCUCUUUUUCAUUACUUUUUUAAAAGGGCAUUUAGAACAGAAAUGUGGCCAACCAUCCUACCUUUCUUUGCUCCUGAUGGUUGCAAGCAGACCCAUUCAAUUUCCCUUUUUCUAAACAAACAAACAAACAAACAAAAAACCCACAGAGCACUUAGCUCUUAAAAGUGCCAUUUGACUGAGCCAUCACUUCUUUUCAGAAUCUAGAAAAGUUAUUUCAGGGACUACAACUUCCAGAAUCCCCCAUCAUCAAGUCCACUGGCCUUGCUGCCUGGAGCAUUCUGGAAAUUGAAAUUCUUCCCCACAUAACUUUGCUGAAUUCUGUUUUCUUUAAUGUAGUAUGAUCAGACCUUCUAGGUCAACUUUAAUUCUACAAGUUCAAGUAACACAUUAUUUGCAGACGUGUUAUGACUGCUAAAUAAGUUUGGCCAAGGCCCAGAAUGUUUUUUAGGGGUACCUACAUCCCAAAACUGUGAUAUUUUAAUUAAGAUUUGACAUCAUCUCGAAUUUUGCUGGCACUUCCAACCAUCUGGCUCUGGAUUGCAUAUCCUACCAGAACAAACAUGUAAUAUUUACUAUUACACUCACAUUGAGUUACAAAGAGUAAUAGGUCUUUUUUGCAAAGAGUCUUUCUUGCUUCCCCAGUUAAAAUACUACCUUAAACUUCUUGUUCUGGGUACAGUUGUUUUCUUACAUUUUACUGUGGGAAAGUGGCUUUUACAUCAAAGAGGAACGUGCUUCCUUGCAACCUUAGAAGUGAUUUCUGAACAAACAUUUUGAAAAACCACUUCCUUGGGAAUGGAUUUGCUGCUUAGCAGGGGUUCCAGACUUAUGCCUUGAUUAGUUCUUUCCAGUUUGUUAUGUGCCUUCAAGUAAUUUCCGAUUUAUGGCAACCUUAAGGCAAACCUAUCAUAGGAUUUUCUUGGCAAGAUUUACAAGAUUACCACAUGAGGCUUUUAAAUUGAAAUUAAAGCUGGAGAAUAGUGUCUUUGGCCACACUUACCACAUGACAUUGUUUCUAUCCUUUAAUGCAUUGGUAAAGCGCCCCUUUUAAUUGACAGGAAAACCUGUCAAUAAGCUCCUAAUAUCACGGCUUUUCCAUUAGUCCUCUGAUGCGACACAUUCUUUUUGCUGCCUUUCCAAUAUUGGGAAGGCAUGUGGUGACAGUCGGAUUAUUCACUCUCUCUUUUCCUCCCCCUCACUAUUCCCAAGCAGGCUGUUUAUCUUUUUUUCUUUUUAAAUUUUUUAAUUAAAUCACGUUACCAUAACUUUGUAAUUGCAUUAAAAAUUAAAAUUUUUAAAAAUGAAAAUCAUAUUGGAUAGGGAAUAGGGCAGUAAGGUGGAGUUAAGGAGGACACAUGGAAGAGAGUGUGGGGAACUAUCAAUCACCAAAAUAGCACCUUCCUGCUAUUCCAGAGAAGUGUGAUAAUGAAUUAUCCCAAACUAGGUAUAUUUUUGUUUCCUUAAAUAACGCAGUUGCAGCAAGACUAGUGGCUCAUGUGAUAAUGUCCUUAUCCAAAGAGGGUUUGCCCUUGCCUGCUUCUGAGGCCGGGAGGGUGUGAUUUGCCCAAGAUUACCCAUGGAUUUCCAUGGCCAAGUGGGGAUUUGAAUCCUGGUCUCCAGAUUCUUAGUCCAACACUUAAACCACUAUACCAUGCUGGCUCUCAGUCCAUUCCAGGCACCACAAGAAGUCCUCUACAUGUUUCUGCUUAAGAAGGAGCAAAUUAUGCCAGGAGAUUUUUGAACGUAUAUAUACAGUGGAGCCUGUCACAGUUACCUCAGCAUUACUUGUAUUUUCUUUGCAGCUAUUAUUGUUUUGUUACUGCGUUCCUUCAAGUUGUUCCCAACUUAUGACAAUUAUAAGGCUGUAUAGCAAUGUGUGUGCUUUAAAGUGCAUUACACUGACACUCAAAUAGAUCUAACAGCUAGAUCUGUUUCACUUGCUCUCUGUGGGCGUUCUAGCUUUUUUCUUGUUGUGUGCCUUCAAGUCAUUUCUGACUUACGGCAACCCUAAAAUGUUCAGAGGAGGGUUUGCCAUUGUCUAGCUAGUGGAAUGGUCCUCGUCCUCUUCUGGAGAGGACUUGCAUUUUCGGAGCAUGUCUUCAAUUCAGAAUUGUCAGUGGAAAUCUAGGUGGUUCAGAAUGCAUUUUGUCAACUUUGGGUUUCUUGGCUUGAGAGAGCCUUGCUGCCAUUACCCAUGCUUAUGUUUACAUUUAGUCCAGAAUAGUAGUACAGUGGACCCUUGGUAUCCACUGGGGUUUGGAUCCAGGCCCCACUGUGGAUACCAAAAUCUGUCAAUGCUCAAGUCCCAUUAAAUGCAAUGGCAGAGUAAAAUGGUGUCCCUUAUAUAAAAUGGCAAAAUCAAGAUUUGCUUAUUGAAGUUUAUAUAUUUUUGAAUAUUUUUCAGCCAUGGAGGGUUGAAUCUGUGGAUAAAAAAAAAUCCAUGGAUAUGGAGGGCUGAGUGUACAAGAUAGUUUAGCUGGGAACGGAUAUUUUCAUGAUAUUAUGCCAGUACUUAGUCUGGCUUUUUAAAGUGUGAAGACCUGACUUCCUUAAUUGUAUAACUUUAACUUCUAUUACAUGUUUUAUACUGUAUUUUUUAUUGUUGAUCUUUUAUUUUAACCACUUUUUAUGUAUACCGUCAGGGAAUUUCAGUUAUGGAAUAACAAAGAAACACCAUAAAUAAAUUAUUUUAUAAAUAGUGA
This is a messenger RNA of Sceloporus undulatus (fence lizard), 5672 nucleotides long. It is a transcript of the gene IFNAR2, whose product is annotated as interferon alpha and beta receptor subunit 2. The transcript is spliced from 11 exons. Gene Ontology annotation, molecular function: protein binding; interleukin-22 receptor activity. NCBI's taxonomy places the organism in Eukaryota, Metazoa, Chordata, Lepidosauria, Squamata, Phrynosomatidae. The record is from RefSeq and is a predicted model, not a curated record. The coding region runs from base 251 to 1885 and encodes 544 amino acids.